This is a messenger RNA of Cyphellophora europaea CBS 101466, 1506 nucleotides long. RefSeq lists its product as uncharacterized. Lineage: Eukaryota; Fungi; Ascomycota; Eurotiomycetes; Chaetothyriales; Cyphellophoraceae. The record is from RefSeq and is a predicted model, not a curated record. The transcript is spliced from 2 exons. Bases 1 to 1506 code for a protein of 501 amino acids. Gene Ontology annotation, biological process: transmembrane transport; carbohydrate transport. Gene Ontology annotation, molecular function: carbohydrate:proton symporter activity. Gene Ontology annotation, cellular component: membrane.
AUGGCGCUCCCGCCAAAAUGGUACCAAUUCCUGGUGGGCGUUUUUGCGUCGCUCGGCUCGUUUCUAUUCGGGUACGACCUGGGUGUGAUUGCCUCUGUCGUCGCGUCUGACACCUUUGCUGCGGCCUUCUCACCCGAUGCCACCCAACAGGGUCUCGUGGUGUCGAUGUUCACGACGGGUGCCUUCUUCGGAGCUGCAGGCGCCGGCCCUUCCGGCGACUACCUGGGCCGCCGCUGGACCAUCACGAUUGGUUCUCUCAUCUUCGUUCUCGGCGGUGCUCUCCAGACGGGCGGACAAAGCCUCCACUUCCUCUGGGCGGGCCGGUUCCUCGCUGGCCUCGGAGUCGGGUUUCUCGUCAUGAUCGUGCCGCUCUAUCAAGCUGAGUUGGCUCACCCAUCGAUCCGCGGUCGGAUCACGGCACUGCAGCAAUUCAUGCUGGGACUCGGUGCACUCACGGCUGCGUGGGUCUCGUGGGCGACAUAUGUUCACAUCAAGACCAACUCCGGGCAAUGGCGCAUUCCGCUAGGCAUUCAGAUCAUCCCCGCUCUGUUCCUGGGUGCCCUGAUCUUUUUGUUUCCAGAAUCGCCGCGUUGGCUGAUGGACAAAGGCCACGAACAGAAGGCACUCCAUGUGCUUGCUCGGCUGCACGCCCAUGGGGACACCUCGGAUCCCUGGGUGCGAGCCGAGUUCGACCAGAUUUCCGCAUCGAUCGCCCACGAGCACGCCCACGAAGCCAAAUCUUACAUUGAGCUCUUCCGGAGCCGGAGUAGCUUCCGCCGCUUGUUUCUCUGCUGCGCGAUCCAAGCGUCAGUGCAGAUGACUGGCGUUUCAGCGAUCCAGUACUACUCUCCCAUCAUCUUCGAACGCAUGGGCAUCGCCACGGACGACACGCUCAAGUACCAGGGCAUCAGCAGCAUCAUCGCUUUGGUUGCGCAGUUCUGUACUAUUCUCUUUAUUGACUAUACCGGGCGCCGCUGGCCGCUCAUUCUCGGCAACUUCUUCAACUCCAUCACCUUCAUCAUCGCAACGAUCAUGCUCGCGGUGUUUCCUCCCGGCACGACUAGCAACCGCGGUGCUCAAUGGGGCUUCAUUGUCGUUACGUGGAUCUGGAAUUUCAGCUUCUCAUGUACUUGUGGCCCGCUGUCGUGGAUCAUUCCAGCCGAGGUGUUUGACACCAGGACGAGAAGCAAGGGUGUUUCGAUUGCUACCAUGACGAGCUUUGCAUUCAACACCAUGAUUGGACAAGUCACACCGAUUGCCAUGGAAAACAUCGGAUGGCGCUUCUACAUUCUAUUCGUGGUUUGCAAUCUCACCAAUGCCGUUUUCUUCUGGGCCUUCUUGCCGGAGACCGCCCGCCGUCCGUUGGAGGAGAUGAAUUACCUGUUCGAGCACGCUCCAUGGGUGGUCAUUGGUGUGUCAAAGGAGAGCUACAUGGAAGGUGACAUCGAGCGGAGGCUCGAGCAGGUGGUAGAGGAGAAAUCCGCGGCAGUGUCUCACGUGGGAUGA